Messenger RNA from Pomacea canaliculata, 3206 nucleotides. RefSeq lists its product as uncharacterized. NCBI's taxonomy places the organism in Eukaryota, Metazoa, Mollusca, Gastropoda, Architaenioglossa, Ampullariidae. The record is from RefSeq and is a predicted model, not a curated record. Gene Ontology annotation, molecular function: protein binding.
GUUCCUUCCCUUUGGUCAACUGCAUAAUGAGAGGAAGCGCCGUCAACUGUGCAUGAGAUAAGCAUGCUAAGAGUAUUAGCUAACCUCUGCACUGCAGUCUGUGCGCGAAUUAUAUUUAGCUCUGUUUUGCUCGAAUUUAAGGUUGUAUGCAGUGUACGAGAAGUAACUGCAGCAACCAGGUUGUCCGUCUCUAGACGAUAGCAUCUUGUUUCUCUGGCCCGGAGUUGCACGAGCGCUGGACUAAAAACUGCAUCACGUACUAUAAUUAACAACUGUCAACAAUUACAACAAACCGCUUACAGUUUGCAGGAAUUCGCCGACGAUCGAAAUGUCUGUGUCACACCCACUGUUGAAGCUCAUGAAAGUGUCUGUUCUGGAGCUGCAUAAAGAAGUUGGCUGCAUCAGAGACUCAAAUCCAAAAUUGCUGCCUCUCUGCCAGAUUCUAGAAGAUAUCUUUCGAGUAGGCCUUCUUAAAAAUGGUUCCUGGUUUAAUAAAGUUGAUUACUGGACAGUAUUCUACAAACUUGUGCAAAGGGCUGGACCUGGUUAUCAUCUUUUAGAUUUUGUAAAGGAAUGUAAAAAGACAUUGACAGACCAAGGUCGAGGACGACUGUUUCUGCGAGCUUGCCUUGUGAAAGGACAGCUAUCAUGUGCUGUGCGACUAUUGAGGAGUGAUGCUGUUGUUUUGGCUACGUAUUAUGACUCGAAUUCAUCCAUUCUUCGCAACGACAUCUUGACAGAGAUUUUCUUGUCUCUUGUGGAAGAGGUGCAAAGAAUAACAUUCCGAUUAAAUCUGAAGAAUGGCAGCUUCUUGGAUGAGACAUGGGAACUUGCAGAACUCCGUGACUAUGAGUUUGUUCCUUGUGAUGCUCUGGGUAUCCACUUCCAGUCAGUUGAUGAACAUCUUGUGGUGACAGACGUAGACAAAGGGAGUGUUGCUGCUGAAGAUAGAAAAGUCCAGAAAGGUGACAUCCUAGAUGAGAUGUUUGGGCAUUGCUUAAAAGGAGUUAGGAAGAGCAAGGUGAAAGAACUGUUUUCCUUAUACAGAGGCAUCCCUGUGUAUGCCAGUUUUAUAAAGGCUACAGACUCCUAUGGCCAUGUUCAUCGACAUGUGUUAAAACUGCUAAAAAAAGCAGACAUCAAACCUCCAACACCACGGCACCGCAGCAAAGAGGCAAAGCGCCAGGCCAACCGUGACAGUCAGAGUGGCGUCAGUCGCAAGCCAGUCCAUGCCAUUCUGCCAGAAGAGGAGCUAGAUGAAAUACCAGUUCAUGGGCCAGGUGGCAAAGCUGCCUAUGAAGUGUUCUACAGAGGCAUGUAUCCACUGAGAGGGGAUGGACGUGUUGACAGAAUUCAUGAUGCUGUUGGUGCCAUUGUUGACAGUGAAGAAAAAACCAUGGAGUCUGUCACAAUAGCAGCAACAGAAACAAGUAUUGUUGUCACUUGCAAAUCGACAGGAAAGAUUCUGAUGGAACACUCCUAUACAGAGAUCUCAGCAUGUGGCCGACGCACUGAUCACAUGACUUAUUUUGCAUACAUAGCUGGAGAUACCACAUGUAAUCUUGCUAAAAACUUUAUUUGCCACGUGUUUGAAAGCGAAGAUCCUGAUGAGGCUAAAAUUAUUCUGUGCAGUAUUGCUCAAGGAUUCGAGAGGACUCAGUGGUUCCUCUUACAGCAGCCUGUCAUUGAAACAGUGAGGACCACCGAGCUCAGAUGUCUGCAGCAGAUGGAGGUGGCUUUUGUAGACAGGACUGGCCGUAGUACCGUGAUACUGUGAUACUUCUUAAGAUUUUACUUAACCAGUUCCAUUAAAAAACUAUGACUGGGUUAUUCCUUUAUGUACAGCCAUGUUCGUGUUUUGUUUUUUGUGCCUGCUGCAGUUGCUUUUUUUAAAUAGUAUAUUACAUUCUUUUGACAUGCCCUUACUCCAGCUUCAGCUGUGCACAGGCCUCACAAGGGCACUAUGCUUGAUUGUUCAGAUAUGUACAUAUACAGCAGCUAACAUUAAUCUGAUGUCACACCUGCCUUGCACAUGUCUGUAUGUGCUCACUAGUGUAUCAGUGUCCUUGUAACCUGAUGAGAAGUGACUAUUGUCUUGCUGUUUCUCAUAUCUGCUACUGACCUAGAAUGACCAGUCAGUACAUACCCCAAACACCUAAGCUAAGCUACAUCACCCAAUUCGUCCAUGGUGGACUAUAGUAGUUCUGUAUGUAUGUACUUAUACUUUGUCUAACAUGCAGGAUGCCUGUGAACCACAUUGCACAACAUUUCCAAACUAAAAUGUUGAGACUGUUCGGAAAGCUAAUCCAUUUACCAAGGCUUUUUCUUUCCUUUCAAACAAAAUUUAAGAGAGAUUUCCAUUUGACAGUGAAUUACUUUAAAUAUUCAAAAUAUCUCCAGUUUACGUUGUAUUAUUCCCAAUGUUUGUCUCUGAUUUUGUUUAGUCAGCUUAAUUUGCAUAUUAUGUUGAGUCACUAAAAUUAUAUGAAAAAAUAUUGACUGUGUAUAGUAUGAUUCCUAUUUAUUGUGUUAUGUGGUAAACAGACUGUGGCCAAGGAUUUAUGCUGCAUUUUUGCAUCAUAUUACAGUUGAGAGAUUUGUUGACUUUUUGUUGCAUGAUCUGUUUUAAUGUUUCAUUUUUGUUGAUCUGGACUACAUUUAAAGUGGAAAACGUCGGCAACUUGUUUACUUCGAGAACAUAAUUCAAAGCAUUUUAAUGGGUAGUUUCCUUCAAGUCUACAGAAAAAAUUUGUCACAAGCUGCUGUACCAAGUAGGUCAAACAUGUCAUUUAUACUCAUAGCAACAGUUCACAUGACUUGUGGGAAGAGAGUUAAGCUUGAAAAUAUAUCAGAACUCCUAAACAGUCUCCUAGAUGGUCCUUAAUGCCAUCACACGGAGCUAUCCAUUUUUCUUUGGCACUUAACUGACCCGGUCACUGGUCCUUGCCUUCUGCAUUGCCAGACCUAUCAGUUGACCUAUUGGGUGCAUGAAAGUCUCAUUGAGUCUAAAGUUACCCACUGCAGUUAAGUAUAUUGCAGUUUAUGAACCAAAUUAUUGUCAUAAUUAUUAAUGCUGCAUAGUUUUUUUUUAUUUUGUCAAGAAUCCUAUUUUGUGUGCAUAUGCAUGUUACAUAAUUUAAAUGAUGUGUUUUGAUGUCAGCUGAGCAUCAUGGCAAUAAAUGUGAAUUAAAAUGUAAUUUCAUUUU